Messenger RNA from Recurvomyces mirabilis, 1104 nucleotides. RefSeq lists its product as uncharacterized. Lineage: Eukaryota; Fungi; Ascomycota; Dothideomycetes; Mycosphaerellales; Teratosphaeriaceae. Gene Ontology annotation, biological process: lipid metabolic process. Bases 1 to 1104 code for a protein of 367 amino acids. The record is from RefSeq and is a predicted model, not a curated record. The transcript has a single exon.
AUGAAGUUCCCAGCAUUACUCAGCUUUUGGAUAAGUGUAUGUGGUCUUUCUGCCUACGCCGCGCCUGUUGAGCAAGCUGUAUCGCUUCGAAAUGGCAAUGGCUGUAGCGUCUCCCCAACUCUCUUCCUGGACCUUGAAGAGGCUGCUCGAUUGGCGGACAUAACCUAUUGUGUCGGUACUGCCGGCUUGGGGGUGGGCAAACCAUUUCAAUGCCUCUCACGGUGCUCCGACUUCCCUGCGUUCGAAUUGCUGACCACAUGGAACACCGGACCUUGGCUGGACGACAGCUGUGGCUACAUCGCUCUCGAUCAUGCUAAAGGACGAAUCAUUGUGGCGAUCAGAGGCACCUACAGCAUCUCUAGCGCUCUGGUAGACUUGGCUACGAUACCGCAGGAGUACACACCAUAUCCUGGCGGCAGUCCUAACGAACCCGUCUGUCACAACUGUUCUGUGCACUCUGGUUUCCAGCGAUCAUGGAAGAACACUCGAGAUAUUGUACUGAAGACGGUGGAGGAGCAAAGUGCACUGCAUCCUCACUACGACCUGCAUGUCAUUGGGCACAGCCUGGGUGGUGUUGUAGCCGGCUUCGCAGGUCUGGAUAUGCUAGCACACGGUUGGAAUCCCACAGUGACAACAUUCGGCGAACCUCGAGGUGGCAACCAGGAAUUCGUGCAGUGGUUCAACAAACGAUAUGAUCUGCUCAAUACGACCCAAGACCGGGACGAAAUGAAGUACCGCCGUGUCACGCACGUAGAUGACCCAGUGCCUCAGGUCCCGCCUACAGAAUUCGGUUUCCUCAUGCAUGCUGGCGAGAUCUUCAUUAGCAAAGAAGCAUUAUCACCCGACAUUGUGGAUCUCGAGCAUUGUAUUGGUAGCGCAGACAAGAAUUGCAUUGCUGGGCAAGACACGACUGUCAAGGAUGAUUUACUUGACGAUAUGAUCUCGGACGGAUCCGAAACGACGACGGGCUCGCCUUUCCAGAUUCCAGCGAGGUGGAAGCUCUGGCAGAUGUUGUUUGCGCAUCGGGACUACUUCUGGCGGUUGGGGAUGUGUGUACCACCGGCAGGCAGUGUCAAUGAUGAUCCUACGAAAUAUGACCUAUGA